This is a messenger RNA of Soboliphyme baturini, 402 nucleotides long. The record is from the annotation of a GenBank genome assembly. NCBI's taxonomy places the organism in Eukaryota, Metazoa, Nematoda, Enoplea, Dioctophymatida, Soboliphymatidae.
AUUGAACAGCAACUGGUGCAGAGCGAAGAUCCUGCGCAUGCACCCAUAAGCAAACCUAUCUUCAUGACCCGUUUUCCCGCCGAGAUCAAGUCAUUUUACAUGUCUCGCUGUACUGAUGACACGCGAGUGACGGAGUCGGUAGAUCUUUUAAUGCCAGGUGUGGGUGAGAUGGUUGGUGGUAGCAUGAGAUGCUGGGAGUACGACAAACUCAUCGAUAGCUACAAGAAAAACGGAAUCGAUCCAGCGCCGUACUACUGGUACACGGAUCAGAGAAAGUACGGUUCCUGUGCCCAUGGCGGAUACGGUUUAGGCUUUGAAAGGUUCUUGAUUUGGAUGACCGGCCGCAACCACAUCAGAGACGCGUGCCUUUAUCCAAGAUUCGUCGGCAGAUGUAAACCUUGA